CAGCCCCCAACCCUCCUCUUUUAUAAUUAAUUUUAUAGGCAAUUAAUCUGAGGCGUUCUGCAUCAUAAGCAUUUCAGAACUGUUGCAUUGUUUUUCAUUAGAUGUGAGGUUAAUUUAAUUCCCAAGGAAUGCUCUUAUUAAAAAAAUCCCAAAAAUGCCGUGCAUGGUUACUUUAGAAUAUAUUGAUUCAGCAAUAACGACAAGCUGCGUCUCUAAAUUCUAUCCAAAGUUUUUUUUCUUUUUGUGUGCGCGCGCGCUCGAGAGGUUUUUUCUUUUGAUUUGAAUGUGUGAGUUAGCUUGCACGCCCAUUUGGUUUAUCCAUCAGGCAGCUUGCACAACCUACAAGCAGUGGGGCUAAGUUAUCCUACUCACCGGGGUGGAGUUGAUAGACUCAUUCUGAGUGAUUUUAGUUGGGAUUUGAAACUGUGAUUUCCAGAGUUUUUGUGUGUUAACUACCUGGUUAAUCCCUUGCAGACAAGGAAUGUACUGUAUUAAUACUAAGUAGAGAUACAUGGGUGAUUUUCUUAGGGAUUUUAAUCCAAAGGAAUCACUACCAAAUUCUGCAUUAGAAAGAAUUGUUAAUCAUAAAAAGUAUGUUUCGGCAUGGUUGAUUCAUGUCCCGCUCCUACCUCAAGGAAUGAAAUGGGAUGCCUCGAAAAAUGGUGUUGCUCAAGAAGCAGUGCAGAAUAUUAAAAGAGCUAGUAAAACCAUGACGGAGGGAGAGGCAAGGCAGAUUCUUGGCGUCACUGAGAAUUCAUCAUGGGAAGAAAUUGUGCAGAAGUAUGACAACUUGUUUGAGCGAAAUGCUAAAAAUGGGAGUUUUUACCUUCAGUCAAAGAUUCACAGAGCUAAAGAGUGUUUAGAAGCAGUUUACCAACCUAAAGAACCAGAAAAAAAAUAAGUGAACCUCGAAGAAAAAAUCAAUCUCGCCAUCAGCUCGACUAAGAGUUUCGAAUCCAAAAAGGAAAACUCCUCCAGAUGACUAUUGUAUAUCUUUGGUGCUAGUGACUACCUAGUUAGUUCCUCGGAUCUUUGUCAAAAUUAAUUUGGCUGACAGCAGCUUGAGGUUCUUGUAGACACGCUACAAAAUCGUAGAAUACGUUUGUAUUAAUAAAGAUAUCAUGAUUCCUUAGGUAGCUAACGAGGAGUAUUCAUUUAUUCAGGCUUUUCAUUA
Messenger RNA from Nicotiana tabacum (common tobacco), 1174 nucleotides. RefSeq names its product mitochondrial import inner membrane translocase subunit PAM16 like 2. NCBI's taxonomy places the organism in Eukaryota, Viridiplantae, Streptophyta, Magnoliopsida, Solanales, Solanaceae. Gene Ontology annotation, cellular component: TIM23 mitochondrial import inner membrane translocase complex. Gene Ontology annotation, biological process: protein import into mitochondrial matrix. The record is from RefSeq and is a predicted model, not a curated record.